UUUUUCAGGGAACUUUUCCUAAAUCUUAAGGAUGCUAAACAAGAGAAGAGAAGAUGAAUGAAGAGAGGAGGUUAAAACAAACCCAUUGGCUCUCAGCUGAGAUUUGACCUCAGGAGGACAAUCCCCGAGGUGAAGCUAUUUUGGAGAAGAGGAAGCAAAAGAAGGCAGCAUCUGGGUGACAAGAGAACCACCUAACAAUGAAAAAAUUCACACUGUUUGAUUUUGUAAAUGAUAAUUCACUGCAAAUUGGAGAGACGACGUGGAUACAGGACCUUCCCAGUGACGACGAUGAGCUAGAAAGGCUCCUGAAACCAAACGAGCACGUGUUGGUAAACUGGCCCGUGGGGGAAAGAAAGACAGAAAAGCACCUGGUGAAAGUUGUGUACAUGAGUGAUGACCCCCAAGAGCUGGUGGAAAUGAUGCAAAAGAUAUUACGAGCAGAUGAAAUUACAAAAAUACAAGUCCUUGGAAAAGGCAAGAGGAAGAGGAUAGAAAUGAUAUUCUCAGAAAGUGAGGACAGUGACCUGGAUAAAGAACAGGGGAAGAUGUUGAAGCAUAUAAAAAGAAAGAAAUCACUGCAGGCUUCUGCUCCUGCCAACAUCCUGAGUCAACUCGAAACAUCGUUAAUUAACAAACAGAGAGAACCCUAUUCAGGGAGCAACUUUCUGUACAGUGAAAGUAGCAGUGAUGAUGAAGAGCCUUUAUUUCAGCUAUCCAAGGUAGAAUUGUGUGCCAAAAUAAAAAGCCUCAAGAGGAAGCUGACAGACACCAUGAGAGAGAACUGCCGCCUACGGCAGUCCCUGGUGAUGCUUCAAGUGUUGCCACAGGCAGUCACCCAUUUUGAGGAACUGGUAGGGAUGGCAGAAGCCCUGCUGAAAGGGGGAGUGACAUCACCUGCAUCCAGCCUGCACUCACCUGCUGUUUGGAAAGCAUCUCCCCACCCGUUAGCAGAUUCAUAUGCAGCUCUGCACAGCAACUCCAGCUCACCAGUAACUCUGAAUGGGGAAGAUGAGGAGCAACAGACCGAAAAACAGUUCAAGAUCGAAAAGUGGCAGAUUGCACUGUGUAACAAGAGCAAACCUCAAAAGUUUAUAAACGACUUGAUGCAAGCACUUUACACACAUGAAUACAUGGCUACACACAGCCUGACAGGGGCAAAAUCCUCCUCUUCAAAGGACAAAGCAGCGAAACCGGCUAUGAACCAGAAUGAAGUUCAGGAAAUCAUAGGAAUCACAAAACAGUUGUUUCCAAACACAGAUGACGCUUUAAUUAGGCGAAUGAUGGGACAAAAACUGAACAAUUGCACCAAGAAGCCAAUUUUAAGCAAAGAUCUUAACUCAGGUGCUUUUCAGAAGCAUAGCUUUUGUGGCUCAACAGCUGCUCCUCAGGGCAUCAUCUCUUCUGCUGUUCCUCUCAGCACACAAGACCAGCAGGAUGAUGAUUCACCAGCUGCUAAUGCACAAAUUCAGCAAAGUGACAGCUGUCUGACUCCACCUCCCACCACACAAGGUCAGCAGGAGUGCUUCAAACCCACUUCUUCCAAGGUGGAGUCUCACCUCACCAGAAGCUCACCAGCGCCCUCUCCCAACCAGGGUUGUGGACAGGAUCUCAGGAAUUCAGACAAAGAAUAACAGAAGGUGUUUCAUACCAGUUCAAAUUCUCAACCGAGAUUAAAGAAUAGUAUAAAAUAAAAUAAAAAAAAUAAUAAUAAUACCUAAAUGGGCCUUGUAACAGUGAACAGAGAUACUGCAAGCAGAAUAGAAGCCUGACAACCAUUUUCUCAAACAAAUGAUAAUCCCACAGCCUAUAAAAAUGUGACGGGAUAUUAAUAUCUUUGGCUUUAAGCUAUUAUUAAAUAUAUGCAUGUUAUGCGGUAAUUAAAAAUAUAAACUUAUUCAGAAGAAUAUAAGAAGAGUUCCCCUUAGUUAGACAAAAACGUUAUUUAAAGUAAUACCAAAUGAAUGUGUAGGAGGAACCUUAAUCCCCUUGCUCUCACCUUGACAGCUGAUGGAAAACUGCUUUACUGACCAGAGAAAGCUAUUGCAUAUUAAUACAAAAAAGAUAUAGAGUUACGAAAAGAGAAUAGAAAAAUUUCCUAGUGAAAUAAGGACUAUGGCCAGCACAGGAUUAGAAAGCACAGGGCCCCAUGAAAAGAGAACAAAAUAGAUAUUUAAGGCUGCUGUUAACUUGGAAAUAAGAGAACAUUCUUAGGGCAGUGAAGCUGCCGCUCUUGAGAAGUCUGCAGGAAAGAAGUAGCUCAUUUUUGACUUCUGAAGGUUGGAAAGGCAAUGAAAGAAGCCACGUUCCCUCAUAGCUCAGGGAAGAGUCCUCCAGGAUAGCCUGUGUUGUUGUGGAGGCCGUGGCUUCUCUCACAGGCCUUCUGCUGCCAGUCCCCUGCUGGUUUGGCAGCUCUCCCUCCCUCUUCCCUGAACAUCAGGUCCAUAGGAUAAGGGUGCCAGAUCCCUCCAGUUGGGAAAUGGAGGACAAUCUCUUGGAAGGGACUGGUAAAGGGCCGAGUUGCCAGCCUCUACUCUCCGUGUUUUGAUUUUGGUGUGCUACCUCUUGCCUAGAGCGUGGACAGGUAGAGCAUUCCUCAUGGGACUGGGACCAGAAAAAUCCCAGUGGCUGGGGCAGUUCCUCUUGGGAUCUAACACCACUUGUUCCAGGGAGCAGCAGGCAGUCGUACACCCUAUAAUUGCCUGAGGAGGAGGAGGGAAAGUACAUUUUAUUUUCCUCGCUGACUGAUUAGUGAUUUGAGGUUUAUAGCGUGCUGGUAGCAUGGGAAGGAGAGAACACUGGGAUUAUAGCUUUUGUGCUUGAGUGUACUUCUCCCAGGACAGAGAGCACUAAUAGUUAAAUCUAUUUCAGAUGUGGCAAACAAGCAACUAAGGAAUCAAGAUAAAGGAGGGAAAAAAAAGAAGAAAAAAAAAAAGUUGAAGAAAUCUAGCUUGACUAGAGGAGAAAAUACGUUAGAAGUAGUAUUAGGGUGAACACUGGGAAAAAAAUCUGAAGACCAGGCUAGCAGCCAAAUACCUCUGAAGGGUAGUGCUGCAAACCUAACUGCACUAGAACAAUGCACUAAUAAAAUGCACUGUGGAGAAGGCUUUUGUGUGGGCUGGGGUAGGAAUGAAGCGAUCAGCUAGCCCUUCCAUCUCACGUGGCUAUCGGUUCCUUGUAGACAGGAUCAGGAUGAAAGCAGGUAUGAAAUCUGAUGUAAGUUCUAUCUCAUGUGAUGAACUACCAUCCAUAAAAUGUAACAGAAAGAUGUGUACUAUUAUGUAUAUUUUGUAUAUAUACCUGUAUGUACAGCAUAUAAGAAUGUAUAUAGUUAAUCAUAUUUUUGAAGCAACUUUCUAUCAAAUAAAAUGAAACAUUACUAA
Molecule: messenger RNA, 3380 nt
Organism: Calidris pugnax (ruff)
Lineage: Eukaryota; Metazoa; Chordata; Aves; Charadriiformes; Scolopacidae
Gene: BEND6
Product: BEN domain containing 6
Exons: 9
Coding region: 198-1631 (477 amino acids)
Biological process (GO): positive regulation of neuron differentiation; negative regulation of Notch signaling pathway
Cellular component (GO): nucleus
Molecular function (GO): transcription corepressor activity; DNA binding
Source: RefSeq, a predicted model, not a curated record